AGAGAAAAGAGGGGUGUGAGUGUGAGAGAGAGAGAGAGAGGGGGAGAGAGAGAGAACUAUUUCCACCCACCCAGCGAGGAGACACGCUCAUAAACGGCAGGCAGACGGGCUGAGUGUCAGAAGGACAGGAUCCGAGGACAGGGAGGCAGACAGAGACAGAGCUUCACUCACAGAAGAUGUUUUAUUAAAGCGAGAGGAAGAGUCGGUGCAUGCAAACACACCAAUAAACCCAGAGAAGCUCAACGUACUAACACUAGGAACAACAACAGGUCGCUUCUUCACCCCUUUAUCACACGUGUUUACUGACUGGUGCUGGUGAGGAGUGUGUGAGUGAGUGAGUGAGUGUGUGUUUGAGUGCUGAUCGACCCCAACAAGCACAGCACGCAGGAGAGGAAGGAGCCGGCGAGUGGAUGGAUGCCUUUUGCAGACUGAGUGGCCUGGACCCGCUGUGGGACUGGAACCGCACGUGGUACACAGCCAACCCCGACCUAACCCAGUGCUUCCAGAACACCGUGCUGGUGUGGGUUCCCUGUAUCUAUUUGUGGUUGUUGGUUCCUUUCUACUGCCUUCACCUCUAUUGCCAUGACAACGGCCGUAUUCGGAUGUCCUGCCUCUGCGCGGCCAAGAUGGUUUUGGGUUUCCUACUGGCCUCGUUUGGUUUCGUUGAGUUCUUCUACAUCCUGCUGGAGAGACGCCAAGACAUUGAGCAUCACAUGGUCUUCCUACUGAGCCCCAUCAUUCGCAGCAUGACUGUGAUUCUGGUCCUAUGCAUCAUCCAGUUGGAAAGAGUGAGAGGCUGUCGCUCCUCCGUGUUCCUUUUCUUGUUCUGGGUCCUGUCUGUUGUUUGUUCUCUGGUGCCACUCAGAGCAAAGAUCCAGCUUGCCAUAGAUGAGGGGAUCACAUCCGAUACUGUACGAUACCUCGCCUUCUUCUCCUACUUCACCAUCCAGCUGGCCCAGCUCUUCCUGUGCUGCUUCGCUGACCAGCCUCCGCAGGGAAAACCCAUCUUGGAAAAGAAUCCCUGUCCUGUGAGAGAUGCCUCGUUCCUGUCAAAGAUUCUCUUCUGGUGGUUCACUGGGCUUGUUGUGAAGGGUUAUCGCACACCGCUGGAAGCAGAGGAUCUCUGGACCCUGAGAGAGGAAGACACAUCAAACAAGAUCAUCUCUGAGCUCCAGCAGAACUGGACGGCUGAAUGUGCCAAACUUCAGAAGCAGGAGAAAGCCCUGGCCUCGGGCGCAGCUCUGGGCAGCAGGCUGCCAGACCAGGCUCAGCUCCUCCGGAAGCUGCAGAAGGAGCAGAGCUCUGGCUUCUUCCUGCUCAGGACGCUGGCGCGCAAGUUUGGUCCCUAUUUCCUGACCGGCACCUUGUGCAUCAUAUUCCACGAUGCCUUCAUGUUCGCCAUCCCCCAGGUGUUGAGCCUGCUCCUGGGUUUCAUGAAGGACGCCGACGCUCCGUUGUGGAAGGGCUACUUCUACGCCACCCUGAUGUUCCUACUCUCCUGCCUCCAGUCCCUCUUCAACCACCAGUACAUGUACACCUGCUUCACAGUGGGCAUGAGGGUGAAGACAGCCGUCAUGGGCUUAGUUUACAGGAAGUCGUUGGUGAUAAACAGCUCUGCCAGGAGGACUUGCACCGUGGGCGAAAUCGUGAAUCUGGUUUCGGCAGACACUCAGAAGCUCAUGGAUUUUGUGGUGUACUUCAACGCUGUCUGGCUGGCUCCAAUCGAGAUUGCUCUUUGUCUCUUCUUCCUCUGGCAGCAUCUGGGCCCUUCAGCGCUGGCAGGAAUCGCCACAGUCAUCCUGAUUUUUCCACUCAACGGGUUCAUCGCCAAGAAGAGGAGCAAGCUGCAGGAGAUUCAGAUGAAGUUCAUGGAUGGACGCAUCCGACUGAUGAACGAGAUCCUGAACGGAAUAAAGAUCCUGAAGUUUUAUGCCUGGGAGAAGGCUUUCCUGGAGCAGGUGUUGGGAUACAGAGAGAAGGAGCUGAAGGCCCUGAAGAAGUCUCAGAUUCUUUAUUCCAUCUCCAUCGCAUCAUUUAACUCCUCGUCAUUCCUGAUUGCCUUUGCGAUGUUCGGCGUCUACGUGAUGCUGGAUGACAGGAAUGUUCUGGAUGCUCAGAAAGUGUUCGUCUCCAUGGCAAUCAUCAACAUCCUGAAGACUCCGCUUAGCCAGCUGCCGUUUGCCAUCAGCACCACGAUGCAGGCUUUAGUUUCUCUGAGACGCCUCGGGAAGUACCUGUGCUCCGAGGAACUGAGGGCGGACAACGUCUCCAAGGCCUCUCUGAGCUCCGAGGGUGAAGAUGUGAUUGUGGACAACGGCACUUUCAGCUGGGCUGCAGAAGGCCCUCCGUGUCUCAAAAGGAUCAACGUGCGUGUGCCACGAGGUUCCCUUGUUGCUGUGGUCGGGCACGUCGGCAGCGGAAAGUCCUCGUUGUUGUCCGCCAUGCUUGGUGAAACGGAGAAGCGAAGCGGUCAGGUCACCGUCAAGGGCUCGGUGGCGUACGUGCCCCAGCAGGCCUGGAUUCAGAACGCCACCGUCCAGGACAACGUUCUGUUUGGCCGCGAGAAGCAGAAAACUUGGUACCAACGCGUGUUGGAGGCAUGCGCCCUGCUGCCUGACCUGGACAUCCUACCCGCUGGAGAUGCUACAGAAAUCGGAGAGAAGGGCCUUAACCUCUCGGGCGGGCAGAAGCAGCGGGUGAGUCUGGCCCGAGCCGUCUACAGAAAAGCUGACGUGUACCUGCUGGAUGAUCCUCUGUCUGCCGUCGAUGCUCAUGUGGGUCAGCACAUCUUCGACAAAGUCAUCGGGCCUAAAGGAGUCCUUAGAGGCAAAACCCGCGUCCUGGUGACCCACGGCACGAGCUUCCUGCCCCAGGCCGACCUCAUCCUGGUUCUGGUGGAGGGAGAAAUCACGGAGAGCGGCUCCUACCAGGAGCUGCUCAGCAGACACGGAGCUUUUGCUGACUUCAUCCACACGUUUGCGAGCACAGAGAAAAAGGAGAGUUCCAUACAGAGAGCUGGUUCCAGGAGGUCCAACGCUCGACUCAGCAUAGUUGACUUCAUGCCGUUCUCCAGAGAUCUGUCACAGGAGCAGCUCAUUGGGGGCGACACCACUAACACUAACCUGCAAAGCAUGGAGCCCGUGACUGAAAUGGACCAGGAGCAGGUACCAGAGGACUUGGGGAAGCUGACGGAGGCGGACAAGGCUCACACUGGACGAGUGAGGCUGGAGAUGUACAAGAAGUACUUCAAGACCAUCGGCCUGGCCAUCAUCAUCCUCAUCGUCUUCCUGUACGCCUUCCAGCAGGGCGCCUCCCUGGCCUACAACUAUUGGCUCAGCAUGUGGGCCGAUGACCCGGUUGUCAACGGCACCCAGCUCGACACGGAUCUCAAACUGGCUGUUUUUGGAGCUCUGGGAUUUGCACAAGGUAUCGCCAUCUUCGGUACGACUGUUGCCAUCUCCAUCUGCGGCAUCAUCGCGUCUCGCCAGCUGCACAUGGAUCUGCUGGUCAACGUCCUCCGAUCGCCCAUGUCGUUUUUCGAGUGCACGCCUAGUGGGAACCUCCUGAACCGCUUUGCUAAGGAGAUCGACGCCAUUGACUGCAUGGUCCCUGAUGGCUUGAAGAUGAUGCUGAGCUACGUCUUUAAACUCAUGGAGGUCUGCAUCAUCGUGCUGAUGGCGACGCCCUUUGCAGCUGUGAUCAUCCUGCCUCUCGCUUUUCUCUACGCCUUUGUCCAGAGCUUCUACGUCGCCACAUCCUGUCAGCUACGCAGGCUGGAAGCCGUGAGCCGCUCGCCCAUUUACACCCACUUCAAUGAGACGGUGCAGGGCGCCAGCGUGAUCCGGGCCUUCGGAGAGCAGUCCAGGUUCAUACUGCAGGCCAACAAAAGGGUCGACUUCAAUCAGACCUCCUACUUUCCUCGAUUCGUCGCCACUCGGUGGCUGGCCGUCAAUCUGGAGUUUGUUGGAAACGUUGUGGUCCUGGCUGCUGCCAUUCUGUCUGUGAUGGGGAGAAGCACCCUGAGUCCAGGCAUCGUUGGUCUGGCUGUGUCACACUCCCUCCAGGUGACUGGAAUCCUGAGCUGGAUUGUACGAUCCUGGACUGACGUGGAAAACAACAUUGUGUCAGUGGAGAGGGUUAACGAGUACUCUGAUACUCCCAAAGAGGCCAGCUGGAACACAGAAGGCACCCCCUUACCCCUGGCCUGGCCCCAGAGCGGCACCAUAGAGUUCCAGGACUAUGGGCUGCAGUAUCGGAAAGGCCUUGAGCUCGCUCUGAAAGGCAUCACGCUGAAUGUUGACAAAAGAGAGAAGGUCGGAAUUGUGGGAAGAACAGGAGCUGGGAAGUCCUCGCUCGCACUGGGAAUCUUCAGGAUCCUGGAGGCAGCAAAAGGAAAAAUCUUCAUAGAUGGAGUGAAUAUUGCUGACAUCGGACUUCAUGACCUGAGAUCACGGGUCACUAUCAUUCCUCAGGAUCCCAUUCUGUUCUCGGGCUCACUCAGGAUGAACCUUGACCCCUUUGACACGUACACAGACGAAGAAAUUUGGAGUUCACUCGAGCUCGCUCACCUCAAAACCUUUGUGUCUAAUCUGCCUGACAAGCUCAGCUAUGAAUGCUCAGAGGGAGGCGAAAACCUCAGUCUGGGUCAGCGCCAGCUCGUGUGCCUAGCCAGGGCCUUGCUGAGGAAAACCAAGAUCCUGGUUCUGGAUGAAGCGACAGCUGCUGUGGACCUGGAGACGGACACACUCAUCCAGUCGACAAUCCGCACACAGUUUGAGGACUGCACCGUCCUGACCAUUGCUCACCGCCUGAACACCAUCAUGGACUACACAAGAGUGAUCGUCAUGGACAGAGGCAACGUUUGUGAGAUGGACUCUCCGGCCAACCUCAUCUCACAGCGAGGACAGUUUUACAGGAUGUGCCUUGAAGCGGGGCUGGUCUAGCUCUCUUAAAUGGGGCUUGAAUCAGAGGACUGGGGAUCUGCUGUACAGAUGUGGCACCUUUUCCACGUGUGGCUCGUCAACACAUAUUAAGUUGGGCUCUUUUGAGCUUUUGAGGCGUCCCAAAACUCUCUCCGUGAGGGCAUUGUUGAGGAAUUUCAAGAGCAGCUGCUGACGCAUGACUUUUAUUGAAAAACACACAAAGACACCUUGUCCUCGUGCAGGAAAAGACACUUCGGAAGAUGAACACUCAAAAAUGAAGCUAUGGUUUAAUGUUGAGUCUUAAAGCUACAAAUGUAAAUAGAGCAAUGAAGUCAUGUUUUCUGUAAAGGCUAAGAACUACAAGAGAUCCACAAAUCUCUUUAGGGACGGACGUUGUUUUAUUUUUACAGUUUUUGUGUGUAUUUGUCGAUAAAGCACGGUGCAUUUUCUGAUGUUGUCUCAGGCUUAGACAUGUUUACUUACACUUUUUAGCCUUGUACACAAAAAAAAGAGGCACUUUUAUACUUGCAAAUUGAUAGAAGUCUAUUUUUAUUCUCAUCCCAAAAAUUGGGACAUGAAAUAUUCUGACACAAAAACCUUGAAAGGUUCAUGCUGGUGAAUUCAGGGAAAAUGUGUGUGUGUGUGUGUGUUUUUUUUAAUGCAGACUUUUAAAAUUUGAACACGAGGCCAUUUUUAAAUGUCAGGGAGGUGGAGGAAAACAUUGAAGUAAGCCAAGACAUUAGCAAUCGUCCAACUAUGUUGUGGCUAUUGUUUAUUUCUGUCAAAGUAAACACAUAAAAAAGUCAAUGGAGACGUUGCUGGUCAGCUUUAACCUGACACCGGUAGUGAAAACCACCAUGAAUGAGGAGAACGCCUCUUAAAAACAAUGGUGAUAAAUCUCUACGGGAUUGUCUCUGCGCCUUCACCACACAAUCUCAGGCCAUACCAUAGACAGAGAGGAGAAAAAAUCUGUAUUUUUCUUAUGGUGUUGACAUGACAGACUGUAAAUAGUCCACAUGAAGCUUUAGUGUCAAUUCAGAGAAAGAACUCUAUGAACUUUCUGGAGAGGGGGAGUGUUUACUGUUUUUGUCUUACUGGUUUAGACAAUAUAUUUUAAGAGAAACCCAAGUGUUUAUUUAUGUCUUUAUGACAAAAUGUAUUAAAUGUCCUUGAAAUUCUGAGGAUUAUAUUUAUACUUUUUAUAACAAGCUUGAUUAUUUUCACUGACCUUUGACGUUAAUGUACUGUCUUGAUCAAUGCUGGAAAAUAAAGUGUAUUUGAAUCUGU
Messenger RNA from Nothobranchius furzeri (turquoise killifish), 6209 nucleotides. It is a transcript of the gene abcc6a, whose product is annotated as ATP-binding cassette, sub-family C (CFTR/MRP), member 6a. Gene Ontology annotation, biological process: transmembrane transport. Lineage: Eukaryota; Metazoa; Chordata; Actinopteri; Cyprinodontiformes; Nothobranchiidae. The record is from RefSeq and is a predicted model, not a curated record. Gene Ontology annotation, cellular component: membrane. Gene Ontology annotation, molecular function: ATP binding; ABC-type transporter activity; ATP hydrolysis activity.